GCUCUGCUGUGUCACGCUGACGUGAGGUCUGCUCGUGAAUUUAAAAGAUGACCAAGGCGGCCGGAUGGCGGGACAAGGCCUCCACCAGCUCCUCCACGCCGAGGCCCCUUCCUGGUCCCCACCGGGCUCGGAACCCAGUUUCCCUAAUCCCCACCUUUCAGGGUGUAGUAGGGUGUUCCAUUUCCGCCCAAAGUUCCACUCCCCCGCCCCGCUGCCUCAACGCCCGGGGCUGCGGACCGAGCGCAGGAAGCAGGAGGCGCAGGGUGGCUGCAAGUCGGGACAGCGGACUCGGGUGCAGACACCCGGAGUUCCCGGGGAGAAUUAUGGAGUGGGGCUGCGGCUUUCCAGGAGAGUGGGGACGCGAAGGGGGGGUGGUGGAUACUGCGCCCCAGGUCCGGCUCUGACUUCAGCAGCCCCACCCGCGCCAGCCUGGGCCCGCCGAGGCACAGUUCCCGCCAGUCCUUAGCGAGCCCAAUACAUCUCGAGGGCUCCAACCAGGCCCAUGCACAACCUUCUCGCCGGGAGGCCAGGCUCUCCUUGGUGCCUCUUUUCCUUAAAAUUCUUUUGAGUUGUUUCAACUUCCCUAUUCUAUUUGCUCUGCGCACACGCGCAUCCCGCCCCACGCCGGGGCUGCGGGAAAGACGCCUCCUGGGAUCGCUCCUGGCCGGCUCCUGGACUCCUCACCGCAGGCUGUCUCACGAGAAAAGCUGGCGAGUGCCUGUUGGGUGACGGGGGCGCCUAAGUGUCGUGUGGGAGGAAGGUGACCAUUCGCUGAUCUGGGUCCUGCCUGUGGGAGAACUCACAGACCCAGGGACCCACAUCGCACCCGCGCGUUUCUGAGGACCACCCAGGUCUCCUCGCCUGGCCCGAAGGGCUGAGAAACUCAGCACAGCCUGGACGCCGGGCGCAGGCCGCGGCCGCCACCCGGAGGGGGGCGGCGAUCAGGCACCGCUGUGGGGGAUGGGUGCGCAAGCCGCCAUCUGCCCGCCGAGUCACUCGGGUAAACACGCCCGGGCCGCCGGCGUGCGCUGCAGGGAACCCGGAGGGACCACCCCCGCCUCUACCUGUCCUCUGCCUGCACGCGCCGGCGGCCCAGGCGGCGCGGGGUGGGGCUUGCCCGCCCUGCCGCGGGGGCGGAACCUAGCGGGGGCGGAACCUAGCGGGGGCGGGGCCCGCGGUGAUUGGGCGCGGGCGCUAGGCCGCCAGUCUGAGCUGGGCUGCAGGGCCGCGCAGGUUUCACUUCGCUCUGCGCAGCCUCUGGGCCUUGAGCUUGGUGGAGCGCUGCGUCCCGCGCUGUCGCCGCCAGUGUAUUCUUGCAGUUCUCCUGCGAGCCUUGCCCCACUGCAGUCAGUACCGUGUCCGGCAGCUCGAUUUGCCUUGCUCCCGCCGCCACCGCCUCGGCGCCCUUCCCUGGCCCUGGUACCCCCAAUGUCUGACUCUGACUCCCGAACUGAGAAGCGCAAGAAAAAAAAAGACCAAAUGGCCAAGCAACCUUCCGAUGUAAGUUGUGAGUGUGACAGAGAAGGUGGACAAUUGCAACCUGCUGAGAGGCCGCCCCAGCUCAGGCCUGGGGCCCCUACCUCCCUACAGACGGAGCCCCAAGGUAAUCCCGAAGGCAGUCCCGAAGUCGAAGGGGAACGCUGCCCCCACGGCAGCCCGCAGGGCCCGCUGGCCCCACCGGCCAGCCCUGGCCCUUUUGCUACCAGAUCCCCGCUUUUCAUCUUUGUGAGAAGAUCUUCCCUGCUGUCUCGAUCCUCCAGUGGGUAUUUCUCUUUUGACACAGACAGGAGCCCGGCACCCAUGAGUUGUGACAAAUCAACACAAACCCCAAGUCCUCCUUGCCAGGCCUUCAACCAUUAUCUCAGUGCAAUGGCUUCCAUGCGGCAGUCUCAGGCUGAACCUCCGGAUAUGCGCCCAGAGAUAUGGAUUGCGCAGGAGUUGCGACGCAUCGGAGAUGAAUUUAAUGCCUCUUACCCAAGGAGGGUUGUAAGAUGCCUUUUCCCUUCCAGAGGGAAGCAGUGCCAGUUGCUCCAAGUCACUCCUGUCGUUCUGGUGGUGUACAGUGCCGAGCCCGUUCAAGCUUCCCCUUGCCAGCGUCCCUCAUUCCUUCUAUAAUAGAGGCUGUGUCAGGGACUCUGGUCCUGCACGUCAGACCCUUUUCCUGUCUUCCCAUGGGUUGUGUGUCCCUGUAUGUGGUGGGAAGUGUGCUGUAGUCACAGUUCUGUCAUCAAACAGGAAGUGUCACAUUGAUGAAUGGGCUGAGGGUAUUCUUGUGAUACUGUGUGCGGCCGGUGCAUGCCUGACAUCCUCCCGCCACACGUGGGCUCACAGAUCAUAAGUACUUGGCAGCCCACAUCUGAAAUGAUGAUUUUUUUUUUUUUUGAAGGUUGGUUGAUGUUGUAAUUCGUCACUAAAGUUAUCAUAUGUUCUCUGCAGUUCUUGGGGUUUCGGUGUCACUGCGUGUGACUAGCCUUGGUUCUCAUCAGAAACUGGCCCAUGGUGUCUGGAAGGUUGGCCCUCAUGCUAAAGCAAGGAGGACAUGGGUCCCUUCAGGAAAGCAGGUGGUGACAGUAGAGUCCUGGAUCUGGGGCUGUGUCUGGAAUCCCCCAGGAUGGGUUGGAUCAUUUCUGAGCCAAGGCAGCCAGCUGCCCGUCAUGCUGGGACUGAUGCCUGCUGUCUCGAAGGGGCUCUGCUGGUUCCUUGGGACUGGAACUGACUGGGAUGGGGCUGCCCAGGAGGAGCCAGGCCAGGCACUGAGUGUCCACUAGCUGCUGGGAGUGCUGCACACAGCCAUGCUACAUAGCUGCCCUUCUCACAGCCAGGACAGAGCCAUUGGCCGCAGAACUGGAUGUGUUUAAGGGUGUUUUGAAAAAGUUUCUCUAAACCACAAAGUGUGAACUCACGACUCUACAAGGCCUCCUGAAGGCCUGCCCAGAUGGGCCCAGUGAGGCAGGUCCCUGGCAGGGAUGAGACAUGGGCGAAGAUGGCACAGCACUUGGAGCACAGCCCGUCUGUGGGCAUCCUCUGACAAAGGCUGUGACCAUGCUGGUGCACGGUUUGAAACAUGGGAGUUCGUGACCUUAUCUCGACAUUGAGGUUGAGAUGGCAGCAUCUGUGUGUGUGUGUGUGUGUGUGUGUGUGUGUGUGUGUGUGUGUGUGUGUGUGUGACUUCCCUCUUCUCCCAGUGUUGUUUCAUUGUCUUAUUUACUGGGCAUAUAAGACAGUCCUGUCUGUUUUUUCCCGUGAUGUUUUUUCCAUGCUUUUAUUAAAGUAAAUUUAUGUUAGGCCUGUUGCACUAUUUUGCAAGAUUUUGUAAUUGUGCAUCUUAUUUUGCAUAUCUUAAAAAUAAUUCAGUGCUAAAAGGCAGUCACUAAGAGAGGACUUUAGCUUUUGUAGCAGGCUGGGAUACUGGCAGAAAGGACUAGAAAUAGAUGCUGGUUAUAACAUAAUUUUUCUAAAAUGAGGACAGUCACAUUCUCCAGAAUGAAUAUAAAUAGCCAAUUUAGAGUACGAACCCUGAAGCUCUGGACAGUCCCACAGUGACUUUCAAAGCCAGCAGUGCCUGUCUUGAUAGUUGUUAGGUCAGAGCAGCCCAGCAUUGGUGAUCUCAGUGACAUCCAUUGCCACACAUGGGGAGGAGGACGUGGGGAGCAGACUGCAGUGUCGUGAACUCAGAUGGCCUGCCGUCUUUGCGUAGUGCCUGCACCUCUUGGGGAACUGGCACUUGCACUGCUGUGCCCCUCCACAGUGGUUUCAGCCUCUAAAUGUUUCCUUCUGUCUGUUUUGGCUGAUUCAGAGCCUACUGUAAAGUAUUGGUCUUUCCUUGCUGCAAGCCUGACAGGGUGUUCUCCUGUUUUUCCACUUAGAGAAAUAGAGGAUGUUAUUGCAUGGUUGUCAUGUGCUGAUAGGUGGCCUUUGGGGUGUAGCUGUGAGGCAAACCUUUAAGGAGAUGAGGGGCACAGGUGAGCACCUGCCCCCAUCCCCUCUUUCUCUUUGCUCCUGGUGUUCCCCACUGGCCUGCAGGGAGCUGCCACUGAGCUUCGCUGAUGCAUGUGUCGAUUUUUGCCAACUUGUUAUUUUGAAAUAACUUCAGGUUUACAUCAGUGUUGAAAGAAAGGUACAGAGAACUCUGCUAAUCUACCACCUUCAAGUCCCCCGUGUGAAGAUGUUGUCACAUUUGGUUUAACGAUAUCCCUCUUGACAAACGUGUAUUGUUUCUACAUGGUACCCUACUCUUGGUCCUUAAUCCUUGAGUGUACAUUUCCUAGGAAGAAGUGCGUUCUCUUACAUAAUCACAGUGUAACUGUCAAAAUCAGGAAGUGAAUUGUGUUCCAGUAGUGUCAUCUGAUCUGUAGACUUAAACUAUCAGUUGUCCUCAAAUGUCCUUUGUAUCCUGCCACCAAAAACAAAAUUAAAAAGGUAUUUUCUGGUCCAAGAUCCAAUCUAGGGUCAUUCCUUGAGUUUUGGUGUCUUGUCUCUUGUUUGAUUAAUCUAGAACUGUUUCUCAGCCUUCACCCUUGUGACGGUGCCGUGCGUAAAGGGUCUAGGAAACUUUAGACUCAGCAGUUGGUUUGCCUGAUACUUCUGCAUGAUGUGUUGCGGGUUUUGUGCAAGAGCACUGCUGUAUGUGUCCCCAGUGCCUCAGCCCAAAAGGCGCAUGGUACCCCUCUGUCCCCUUCCUGGUGCUGUUCAAGAGUUGUGUCUUCCACCAUAGGGUUAAUAGUUUUUCAUUUCAUGGCUGGCAGCAAAGAGCUUAAAAGGAGGUGCCUUCCUCUCUCCUGUAUAAUUUGUUUCAUUUGCCUUCUUGGGUUGGGUUUGACUGGUCCCAGUUUUUCCCUGGGUUAUUAUGCAUUAGUUACUCUCAUCUUAGUGUCUCACUGACCAGGCUUGCAUGGCCCUCUGAACUUAAGUAGCUGUGAGACAAAGCUCAGGCAUCAGAUUUGGUGGGGCCCCAGGAGGCACUGGUCAGUGAAUUGACUACACCCACAUGGUAUGCUGCCCAACUUGGCUCCUUACAUUUCCACACUUCAGGAUGGAACACAUUCACUAGACUUGUGGAGGGUAGGCAGAGGCUAUGGAAAGGCUAGGGAACACAAGAAUGCCAGAGGGCCUAGAGGAAAGACUAGCUCUCUGCCCUGGAGCUGAUGGAGAAUGAGCCCCUUGCAUUUGGCAGGGUGGUGUGGGGUGAUCUAUGUGGCAGCAGGGCAGCUGGUGCCUUGAAGCCUGAUGAGGAUCCUGGGGGCAGGGAGUCUACACAGACAGCCAGGUUUGUCUGUUCAGAAGAGUCCUCACUGGCUCCUCCCGAGACUCAAACUGCACGAGGGCACGUGCUGGUCUGUGCUGCAGGUGACGUCAGCGGGUGUAGGUCAUGGCCCUGUGCCAGUGUGAACACCAGCUUUGAAGGCAUGGCAUCCACUUGGUGGGCAUCUUGGCCACAGAGCAGUGAAGAAGUGCUGGGCCCUUCAGAACUUGAAGACUUCUGUCUUUGGCAUCACUAGAUCUUUCUGCAGCUGUUCUUCGCCCUCCACACUGCUGCAGGGGUCUGUGUCUGGCACCUCACUGUCAGAGAAUCCAGCCUAGAGAGGCUGCUGUUGGUGCACAAUGCCUUGGGACACUCCAGCGGUAGAUGGUUUGGACAGCUCGGAGCAACACUCUGAUGGACUCUGCAGAUGGGGCAGGAAGUGAAUGAAGACUCUCAUUAUCUGAUCACAAGAAACACUGCGUCUUUUGUUUAUACUGCCUACUUCCUUCUGUGUCCAGGGCAUGUGCAGGCAUGAAUUGAUUGAAGUGCUGCAGACCAAAGUGUAGCCCUGAGUCAGAUAAAGUAGAGGGAAGAGGUGGCCUGCAGAGUAGUUUUGAUGAAACAGAAGUUUAACGGAAGUAUCCAUAGUGUCCAUGCAUUCACAUUUUGCUGUGCUCUGACCAACUUGAAAUCUUUAUGUGCCUGUCCUUCUUGAGAAGGAUCCCUGUGCUGCCUGACCCAUGGUCUUAGAGACAGUCAUCCUCCUUCAUGUCUUGUGCAAUGGAGAGGCCCAGCUUGGAACUUGCCCAGUGACCACACAAACAGAGGGACCCAGAGAUUCGUCCUCACCAUUGUUCCUUAAGUGAAUAUUGGAAUUUCAUAAAAUAAGCUUCUGUCACACUGUGACUGUCUGGGAAAAUAAUUACUAAAAAGCUAUAUCAGAUAUGAAAUUCAAAUUAGAUUGAACUCACAAAAUUAAGAGAGGCCCUGACUUUACUCAUAGGGGUUUACGGAAUGGCACGUUUCACAGCAAAAGCAGUUGUGGGUGCUGGAGCUAAAUCUGCACCUGCCAUUUGUCAUGGCACAGUUGUCAGGUUUUGAAAGCGUUUUCCUUGGACUGGAGGAAACGGUUUGUGCGUCUAGUUUUCAGAGCCAUGCAUACCUAUCUUGGGCCACAUCUACCAGUGUCACAGUGCAGUGACACAGAGGGGGUGAGCACUUCAGUUUUUUCCCCCCGAGACUUUUGGGAGAAAUUGUGUUCAGGGUCUCAGCAGGGCUUUCUGUGACUUGUUGAGGGCGCAUUGUGAUCUUACAGGACAGUAGGACUCCUGGGACUAGAAGCUCAGGGACUUUGGGGUCAGACCUUAAACCCUGGCAAAGCCAGGAACUCUGUUUGCCUGUCUGUCUUUUAAAUGCUUUGGAACUGCUUUUGAAGCAAGAAUUAUGCACCUGUGUCCGUCUGAUUGUGCACAAAUGCUUGAGGAUGGGGUAUCAGGAGUGUUUCAGUGGCUGGCUGGUGUCAGGUUGGGUACACUGGUGUUGGUCCCCACCAUGUGUGAGGCCCAUCCACCUGGCGGGUGCUGCACAUGCAGGCUGCUUGGCCAUUAACAUAUGGCCAGAAGGAGAUGCAGGUGCCUGGAGGGGACUUUAGGGAGGUCUAAAAGGGUGAUUUUUUUUUUAAUCUCUGGAGGAGGAAAUGAAGAUGCACAGAGGAAGGCUUGGCCCUUCUGCAGACGUAUAAAAAUAAUAAGCCUCUUGCAUCACCCUUUGCUAGACUUCUACCAGCUGAACCAGGGCAGAGAGGUUUUAGUUGUGGUUAAAGCACGUUACAUCUCACUUAGCAUUUUUCUGAGGCUGGGGCAUUUCAGAACAGAGUGUUCCUGUUCCACAACUACUAUUUCAACCAGGGGCUGGAAGAGCAGUCUCUAGCUCUUCAGUGGCCAGCCACAGACUUCAAACACAGUGCUCAGGAGUUGACCACCCCAGCCAGCACCAGCCCCAGGUACUGGGGUCCAGAAACUAAAGACCCCCCAAGUAGAGGUGUGUGUUGGGCUGCGGGAAAAAUAUCAGGUGAACACAGCUCCAACUGGGAGUGAACUUGAGAAGUGAUUUUUAGUGCCACAGAAAUAUUGUUUCAUUGAAAUAGUGCAUUGAAAAUAGGAUAAAGAUUUGCUUCAUGGAAAUACAGUUUUUGUGUGACUUUUGAAAACCACGUUGUCACCAUACCAGCAUGGCUGCAGCUCUGUUCACCUGCAGUCUUGGUCUGCACCACCUCAGACACAUACAAACACACACACUCACACACUUCUGUGUGACAUCUAAGGUGUUAGGCAGAAGCUAUGUAAAUGAAAUGUCCUUGUUGCCAUGGUGAUAAAUAGACAUUGAGUUUGGUCUUUGGGUGAUGUCUGUCCAACCUGACAAGAGCAGUGGGCAUUGAACCAGGUCUGCAAUUUGAGCCAAGCUCCUGGACUUCAGUUCUUGGUGUGACAGCAGAGAGAAGGCCCAUGUGCUAGCUGCUUGCUGGCCCUUCCACCUGACCUUCGUCCCACUUGGCUGCUGUGUAAAUAAACAUUGCUGGCCUGUGAGGUGUGAACACCCACUGAGUGGCAGGGCAGUUCUGACCUGGGAGCACCGGCACGGCCCUUGGGGUUCUCCAGCCCUGGAUGCUCAUCUUGAGCACUGGAGAGGCAGACAUCGCCUUCUCAUCGCCUGGAUCUAGAGCAGAUUCCCUACAUCAGAGUCCUCCACAGCCUAGAAUCCAGUUUCCUGUAUCAUUACUGCUUCUUGUUAAUAAAUCUACUUAGGGAAACAAAGCUAGCACAUCUUAGGCAUUUCGGGUUGAAAUGGUAAGAAACAAGUUCUGGAACAAGUUAUAUUUCUCUUCACCUGAGUUGUGUUAAGUAUCCCCACGUGAGACUUUUUUAUUUACUUCUGAGAAUUUGGACUUGAACUGGCUUUGAUAGGAUGAUGGAGAUACUUGACCUUGCGCUUACGAGGCAGGCGCAGUGCCACUGAGCUAAAUCCCCGGCCCUGUCAUGUUUCCUUUGUCUCUUUGAUUGCCAGGAGACUCAUACCUACCCUGCAUUUCCAUUACUAUAAAUCUCACCCUUGGCACUUACCAUGAGUCUCUCCUUGAUGUGAUUUCUGAUCUCUCUUAACCUCUGUUUCUUUCAUUCUGUGCACAUCUUUUCACUGAACGCUCCCCCCCCAUAUCAAAUGUUGCUUGAGUUUUGGCCCUGCUCUUGGAGCCUGGAUUUGUGGGCUUGUCACCUACACUGGCUGAAGUCUGAGCUGAGUUACUGGAGUCACUUGCUGAAUCCCCCCCUCUCCCUUCACAAACAAAGCCUGAGACCUCUUUUCAGUCUGAAGCAGGGCUUCCUUCCUCUCAAAGGGCUCCAGGGUUUGGGGGCAGGGGGGACUCAGCUCUUAUUCAGACAUGCUGAUACCCAUGUCAUCUUUCUAUUCUGGGAGUUUGGGUGUGGGUCUUGGUGGUGGGUGUCUUCCUGACAGGGAGGAGUGUGGACUUUGGGGUACAUGUCCUGGCCCUGCCACCUCCAGCCAGUCACGGAGUGGAGAGUGCUACACUUGCUUAUGGGGUUGUUUGGAAGACUCAGAAGCAUCUGCCAAGUCAUUUCAUUUAGCAGUGGCAGUGGGUGGUUCUUCGUCCCAACAGUUGGUCACCCAGGAUCUGAAGGACUGGUCUGUGUACUGGAGGCCAAGCUCAUUUCCCUCUGUAGGAGAAGGAAGCUGAAGCCAAACCCGGAGCUGUAGCUGGCAGGGGGCUGGUGUCCACCUGGUCAGCUCCCUUGGGCAACCUAGAGUCAAGUUCCUGUUUGUUUCCCAAACCCUGCUUCCCUGGAUGGAGCAAGAAAGCAUUGUUUUGCUGUAAAUGUCAUACUUGAUUGUCCCAUGUGUGACUUGAAGAUGGUUCUAGAGUGUGGGCUGCAGUUGUGGCUGGUGGUUGUGUCCAGUCGUCCUGCCCAUGGCGUGUCUGGGGCAUUCACGCUGCUGUUCCUCACUGGACUGACUGCUCCCCCCCAGGCAGUGAGCUUGAACCCUGCUCUCAGGCAUUCCCUUGGCCUAUCCCCUGUCCCAGUGGCCACCCAGAUCUGUGUCACCUGCAUCAUGUGGUCUUGCAGGGUUCUGUCUGAGAAUCAUUUCACACCUUAAGAGCAGAGUGCCCAGGCCUGCCCCGUAGGGACCUGGAGACUUAAGUCCUAUGUCGCACCACUGGGGGGACUAAUCCGAGGGGGACAGUCCUACAGCUCAGUGUCCUCAUUCAUCCUGGUUUAUUAUGAGAAGUCAAAUCCUUUCUUACUUACUGUAUGCACUCAGCUGGCCAUGCUUCUCCCUUAGGGUCCAGGAAGGGAUUAACUCUGGUGCCUUCCUGCCCAGCUUUAGGUUUUAUAGCAGCAAUAGAAUUAAUCAUUAUAAGCCACUACUUAAAAAACAAAUACCCUAAUAAAUUAUUUAA
This is a messenger RNA of Heterocephalus glaber (naked mole-rat), 9716 nucleotides long. The record is from RefSeq and is a predicted model, not a curated record. NCBI's taxonomy places the organism in Eukaryota, Metazoa, Chordata, Mammalia, Rodentia, Bathyergidae.